This is a messenger RNA of Dimorphilus gyrociliatus, 574 nucleotides long. The record is from the annotation of a GenBank genome assembly. NCBI's taxonomy places the organism in Eukaryota, Metazoa, Annelida, Polychaeta, Dinophilidae.
CACAGAUAAGAUAAAGGAAAAUGUGGAUUGGAAAGGAAUUAGGAAGAGUUUUCAUAAAGAUAGAAAAGUACUAUGAGUAAGAUUAGUUUGGAACGUCAGAGUCGAGGGGGAAGAGGGAAGAGAGUAAGAAUUAGAGUUAGAGAGACAGAGAGAGAGGGAGACAAAGAGACGGAGAGAGAGAGUACGAGAGCGGUGUUAACAACAACUCGAAAUGGUAUUUAUGGAGAAAUGACAGCUGUUCCCAUUAACAUAGUCCUUAAAGACAAAAGAAUCCAUGUUAUCCGUCAAAUUAAAUAGAUAAGGAAUACUUAACGUUUUGCGCAAGUAUCAGCCAAAAGAAAAUAAGCGAUAGUGAUACCAUACACUGGAGAUCGUGCGGAUUAAGGGAAUUUAACAAAAAGUAUUGGAUCUCGACAAAGAGACGCUACAAAGAACAAAAUAUUUUGUUAAGACACCAAAAACAUAAGCGCGUUUAAGAAUUUUUCGUAAAAACAAUGUUAUGGUUUGUUUACAUAAACAUUGUAAUUGAUGAAAGUUGGAUUUUAAUGGUUGAAAGGAAUCAAAUAUAUUUUUG